Protopolystoma xenopodis is the source of this 795-nucleotide messenger RNA. Lineage: Eukaryota; Metazoa; Platyhelminthes; Monogenea; Polystomatidea; Polystomatidae. The record is from the annotation of a GenBank genome assembly.
AUGAAUGACAAAUCAUCAACCUCUACAUCUGGUUGCAUUCAUAAUGACUCGGCGGAACCUAAUUUGGAUGAACCAUUCUCACAUGGAUCGUCAUUUAGUUUCCCCACUUCCACUAUUCGGGUAGACGGCCGUGAACUUCCUGAAGACUUGCGUAUAUGGCGGCCCUCCGAAUACGCUGAUAUUGCCACUUUGAGUCUUGAUGACGUCUAUCGCAUGCCAAUAUGCGGACACUCAGCAACUGCCAACAAUGAUAAAGAAGCUCAGUCAAACCUUGCAUCCAUUGGGAAUGGACUGGAAGGUGUUCUCCACAAAGUUGAAACAACGUUCUCUUCUCUGGCUUGUCUCUCUACUCUCUGUUUGGUUGACAAUCUCAUAAACUUCUUCACAAUCAUCACCUACAUCAUCCAUUUUGUCAGUGAAAAUCACAGUCAUUUCCACACUGGACGUAACGAGAUCGGCAUGGAGCUAGACAUGGCUUUUCAACUGCAAAAUGAACUUUUCCGCCGUCUGCCUCCGACAGAUAUUCGGCGCAUUAUAAAUCUCCUGAUAGAUAAUGUGCUAAGUAAAGCUCGUACCAACUACCCUGGGCUUGACUGUCUUCGAGCCUUCGCAUUUCUUGCCGUCUCACCUCUUCUCGACACACCUCGUUUCCCCAAUUUAUCGACUAAAGUGACCUCUUCAGGUUCUUCCACAAACAGCGCUCAUAAUAAUGGGACUGCUACUGAUUCCGUUUCCGAAAAUGCGGGCCUUGACUUAGCUGCCUCAGGAACUCCAUAUGGUAAGCAGACAGGAGGC